Messenger RNA from Closterium sp. Naga37s-1, 2304 nucleotides. The record is from the annotation of a GenBank genome assembly. NCBI's taxonomy places the organism in Eukaryota, Viridiplantae, Streptophyta, Zygnematophyceae, Desmidiales, Closteriaceae.
AUGUGGAGCCUGAGAGCUGCCGUGCCGUCUCCUGUGGUCAGUCGCGGCCUUGGCCCGGCUUCAGCAGCACUGAUGGCAGCAGCGGACUUUGUGCUGCUGCCCAGCCGCUUUGAGCCCUGCGGAUUGACGGACGUGGAGUUUGCAUGGAAGGGCGCGCUGGGGUGCGGCUUUCAAGUGAUGUGGAGCCUGAGAGCUGCCGUGCCGUCUCCUGUGGUCAGUCGCGGCCUUGGCCCGGCUUCAGCAGCACUGAUGGCAGCAGCGGACUUUGUGCUGCUGCCCAGCCGCUUUGAGCCCUGCGGAUUGACGGACGUGGAGUUUGCAUGGAAGGGCGCGCUGGGGUGCGGCUUUCAAGUGGGCGGGCUGGGGCGGGCUGGGCAAGACCCCGGGGGUGGGCUGGGCAAGACCCCAGGGUUCUACCAACCGCUAGAGUCGUCGUGCCACGAGCACCAGCAGCAGCAGCUGCUCGCUGCGAUCAAUGCUGCUAUGGCCGCCCCCCCGCUGCUGCUCUCCCUCAUGCAGACCCAUGCCACGCAGCUGCGCUUCUCACCCCAGGUAGGUACUGCGGGGAAUGAGGGAGGGGUUGGGAGGAGGGAGGGGGGUGCACAGACAAGCUCAGACAGGCACACUACCCGCUCCUGCUCUCCCUCAUGCACGCCCAUGCCAUGCAGCUGCGCUUCUCGCCCCAGUACCUCCAGUGCUACAUGGAAGCCAUUCAAGCUUCUUCCUCCUCCUCCUGCUCCUCCUCCUCCUGCUCGCUGUCCCCCUCUCUCUCCUCCUCAAUCAGCUCGCUAUUCCAAGCCUGCUGCUGCCUACCAUCUCCCCCUUCAUCCUGCCUCCCACACCAUCGCUCUGGAAUUCCCAGGGGAGCGGGGAGACGGGUACGAGCCGUGGUGGGAAGGAGAGGAGGAGGGAGAGGGAGAGGAAGCGGAAGGAGAGGACGAUGAGGGAGAAGGGGAGGAGACUGAGGAGGACGAGGAGGAAGAGGAGGCAGACGAGUGUCACUACAAGGAGUGCACCUUUGAGGCAUUGCUUCGGGAGGAUGGGUGUGAAGGGAGUUUCUAUGAGGAGAGCAGGGGUCACAGUCACGCGAUGAAAAACACGGCUGAAGAUUCCACAGGUGCUGGUUUUCCUGGCUGUAGCAGCACGGGCGAGGGCUUUGAGGCGUCUCAAAUGCCUGGCUGCACGGGAUCUGUGCUUGAUGCUGUUUUUGCUGGAGGGGUCGUUGAAGGGAUAGAGGAAGAAGAGGCUUUUCUCAGUUGUCAUAAUGGUGCCGCUGAUGGGGCUGCUGUUGGUGCCUUUGGCUCUGGUACCAACACGUACCCACUCACCAUCUCGUCUCCUGAUUCCCUCUCCUCCGUUCUCUCUUCCGCUCUCUCCUCCCCGCUCUCCUCCACUCUCUCCUCCCCUCUCGCCUCCUCGCCUUACCUCUCUCCCUCAUACCCUCUCCCGUCUCCCUCCCUCCUCCUCUCCCUCUUCUCCUCUGUAUUCUCAUUCUCCUCUCUCCUGUGGUCCCAUUUCGCCCUCCACCACCCUCCCCUCACUCUCAUGCGGGUAGCCAUGGCUGGCACAUGUGCCGCUAUGCUCCUCCAUUCCUCCAUCGCCCUCCCUCACUUCCCUUUCCUAAGCACGUUCAACCUCAGCAGCAGCGGUAGCAACAGCAGCAGCAGCAGCAGCAGCAGCAGCAGCAGUAAUGUGUUGCUGCGACUGGCACUAGUCUCUCUCCCUCUCGCUUUCUUCUCAGCCUGCUCCGGCCCUGUACUUAAUGGCCUCAAUUUCCUGGGGGACUCCAUAGGGAACGUACCUGUGGCAGAGAGGAUUGGAGUGGUGGAGGCGUUGCGCUCGCUGCUGCUGCUGGCAGUGCUGGUGGGAGGGGUGCUGGCGAUGGGGGAGAGAGGGGGGAUUGUGGGAGAUGUUGGGGGUGGUGGGGGUGGUGGGAGCGGUGGGAGUGUGGAGGGUGUGUGGGGGAGAGAAGGGUAUACUGCAUGGAUGGAGGAGCAACAAGCAGGCCCUUUUCCCUUAUCCGUUUCAACCGUCACCCUCCUCCCGUCUCUCCUCCUCUUCUUCCUCCUCCUCCUCCUCCUCUUCCUCCUCCGUCCCUCCACUCGCCUCUACACCCGCCGCCUCCUCCCCUCGCGCCACCAGCUCUGCCUAAUGCUGCUGCACCGCUCUACACCCAUCCUCGCCCUUCUCUCAUCCUGCACACUCCUCAUAUCCUCAGCCAUCUCCCUGUGGCUGCUCAACCGUGCGCUAGACACCUGGGACCUCUCCUCCUUCCAGCUAUCUCCCUCCUCAGCUGUGCUCUAG